Bombyx mori (domestic silkworm) is the source of this 1549-nucleotide messenger RNA. RefSeq lists its product as uncharacterized. Lineage: Eukaryota; Metazoa; Arthropoda; Insecta; Lepidoptera; Bombycidae. Gene Ontology annotation, molecular function: odorant binding. The transcript is spliced from 4 exons. The coding region runs from base 102 to 629 and encodes 175 amino acids. The record is from RefSeq and is a predicted model, not a curated record.
UAAAUAAGUUAAACUGUCUCUAUUAUAGCAGUUUUGUUUAUCCGAGCCGUUCUCGAAUACGUAUUUGUGUUGGGAAGGGUGGUGAGUGAAAAAUCAUAAAAAUGAAAGUUUGUGUCUUAUUUGCAAUUUUUACAGUAGCUCAAGCAGCGAAAGCAACUUUGAAACCAAUUUCGGCGUGCUGUAACAUUCCUGAAUUGGGGAAUCCAGAACCUCUCGCAGAAUGUUCCAACCCAAAGCUGCCUGGACCUUGCAAGGACAUUCAAUGCGUUUUCGAAAAGUCGGGCUUUUUAACUGAAAACAAGACCCUUAUCAAGGAAGCAUACAAAACGCAUCUUCGACAAUGGGCGAAAGAGCACGAGGGUUGGUCAGUGGCCGUGGAGAAGGCCAUCAGCGACUGCGUUGACAAAGAUCUGAGACAGUACCUAGAAUUUCCUUGUAGUGCCUACGAUGUGUUCACGUGUACCGGAAUCGCUAUGUUGAAGGUGACGUAUUGGGAAAUCAACAGAAGCCAUGACCAAAAUCGUUAUUUCAAUCAGUUCGGCUCAAUCAACCAAUAUCUGACAUUUCCUUUCCUUUUGAACAGCGGCCGAACCUCAUACAUUAGGUUUCUGCGCCUAUGUAGGUCUUGACGGUCCGCAGAUGUUGGGAGCAAACCACAAGCCCAAGGAUAUUUUUUUAGGGCCCUACCCAUCAAACGACUCUCCUUGCACUGUCUCGCCACAUGUCCAAUCUCCGCCCAGGGUCAGAACCCGGGUAGAGUAGGGGGUUUCCCCCGGUCAACUCUACAACAACUUAACCUUAACCUUAACCAGCUUAACCUAAUCAAAAAUUAAGUUUUAUAUCGUGUAAAAAAUGACACCGGUGAAAUUUAUAGUAGGGUAUAUUUAAGCCUGUAAGUCCGUUAGUACCUCCAUCCUUUCUGCUCUUUUUUUCUACCUAUCCUAGUAACAGCCUGGUGAAUUUGCUAACAAUCAAGGGCGUGUCCUAGCAAGGGCAGUGCUUUGCUGAAUCUACCACCGGAUCGAAAAAGCGAUCCACUGAAAAGAUCCGGCGAGAAUCUCAGCGGGCUGUGUCUGCUGCUACCGCUUACUUACAUUACAGGUUGAAGGGGGCGACAGUCCCUAUACCCAAUAGAGACUUUGACAUUCAAGCGGCGUUAGUUUCGUGUUAACAAUAGUUCAGGUAGCCAAAUUCAAGCGGCGUUAGUUUAGUGGUAACAAUAGGCUCGGGUAGCCGCUGAACUUGUAUGUUAAAUAUUAACAAUAUCGAAUAGCCAGCUAUAGUUGAAGAUUGCGCCGAGGAACACAUUCAAUCGCGCUGUUUUAAACACCUUCUCGCAUUAUCGUUUCAAAACAACAUAGCGUUUUUUAUUUAUUUUCCUUUUGUACGGAAUAAAUUCAUAUUUAUUUUAAUUAAGUCUAGAGUUAUGAUACUUUUUGUUUUAUUUUCAGAAAUGUCCCAACGAACAUUGGACCUGCUGAAAGCGAACACUCUAACAAUUCCAUUGUAACGGUUGAAUUAUUUUUAAAUAAACGAAUUUACAAUUAGU